GGGAGGGGAGGGAGAAGCCCCGCUUUUACUAAAGCUUCCCGGGCGAGGAGCGGCGCGUUUGCCCCGCGGGUGGCAGCCAUGCCCCCGAGGAAGCCCGCGGGCAAGCGGCGCAGCACCGACUCGGGCGUGGAGCCCGGCCGCGGGGCCCUCUCGCAGGAGAAGAAGGACCAGCGCAUCGCACUCUUCCUCAGGGACUUCGACCAGCAGGCCAAGGAGAACAUCCAGGAGAUGAGGAAGGAGCUGGACUCGCUGCUGCAGACGGCCGAGAAGGCGUUUGCCGUGGAGCUGCUGAAGAUGCCGGUUGCCGUCAGGAAGAUGCGGAGGAAAGACCUUCUCGACUUGCCAAGAGGGGAGGAAGUGGCUCUUGCUGCUGCAGUGACUGACUGCUCUCUAGGAGACGUACCGAAUCCAAAACUGGUGAAGACCAACAGCAAAAAAGUUAAGGUAACUACAAUUGUUGAAUAUGAAGAUGGCAAGCAUAUUUCUGCAAAGAAAAUCUCUAAAACUUCCAAAACCAAGUCGUUGGUUUCAUUGGCCUCUGGUUUAAAUAGUGAACUGAACCAUCUUUCUAGUGCCGCAGAUUUCAAAGCCACAACAAAGGUAUCCAAAAGUGCUGGAUUACAACAGACUGUCUCAAGAACUGUACCUACCAGUGGAAGAGCUCAAGGAAUGUUACCAAGAAGUAAAUCAGUACCCCAAGAUAAAACUGUUCCAUUUGUAAACAUUCCCCUGGCUGAUGGAAAGACUCUUUGUAUGGCUGGUGGAGAGCUCCAUAAUAUUGAUGUGCAACUACUAAAUCAAGAUACAGUACAGCAUAUUCAUAACUUAGUGAGUGAGCUGACUGUACUGUGUGGAAAGGCGACAGCUAAACCAAGUUAACGGAACUGCCUGGUGCCUUCAGAAUAUUCACGCAAGGUCUUGCCUGCUGCCUCUCAAGUGUUUAGAGAAUGUCUAUAAUGUCUUAAUAAAGUUGUAUACUGCCCA
Messenger RNA from Falco peregrinus (peregrine falcon), 984 nucleotides. Its product is annotated as borealin-2-like. Gene Ontology annotation, biological process: mitotic sister chromatid segregation. The coding region runs from base 79 to 879 and encodes 266 amino acids. Lineage: Eukaryota; Metazoa; Chordata; Aves; Falconiformes; Falconidae. Gene Ontology annotation, cellular component: spindle midzone; chromosome passenger complex; chromosome, centromeric region. The transcript is spliced from 10 exons. The record is from RefSeq and is a predicted model, not a curated record.